AUGUCCUACCAAUCCGAAUUUUGCCAUGAUUCAGAUUCGAGAUUCGUCAAUUAUGAUCUAGAUAAUGAUGAUAUUGACAAUGGAGGUGAAUUUGAAGAUAUUGUAACCGAUGGAGAAGGUUUUACUGAGGCAAAAGAAUCCGAAUUGCUUCAUAGAAAAGUGAAGUCAGACGAAGAGGCAUAUGAUUUAUAUAAUAGAUAUGCAUUCAAACAUGGUUUUGGUACACGUAAAGGAAAGUUGAAUACUAGAGAAGACAAGGUUACAAUUCGACAGCGAUUUUGUCAAUGUUCUUAUGUUGGGUUCAAGAGGGUUAAUAAGCCUGGUGCUGAACCAAAGGUGUAUAAAAAAAGAGACUUCCGUACCGGAUGCAAAGCCAUGAUUCAAUUUGAUGUAGACAAGGAUUCUGGUUUGUUUGUUGUAGUUAAGCACCUUAUGGAGCAUAAUCACAGCAGAGUCCCUGUUUCAAAGAGGCAUUUGAUCAGGUCACAUAGAAAGGUCACUGGUGAACAGGUUGCUAUGCUUAGUAGUUUAACUGAGAAUGGUAUAACUAUUGCUGAAGUUGUCCGUGUUUUGAAAGGUCAAGCUGGAGGUCAUUUGCAAUCCUUCUUCUUUCGUGAUAGUAGAAUGAAGGUUGAUUAUGAGGCUUUUGGAGACUUAUUGGUCCAUGAUACUACAUAUCGUACAAAUAAAUAUGCUAUGAUUUGCGGUCCAUUUGUUGGUAUGAACCAUCAUAAUAAUAAUGUUAUGUUUGGGAUUGGAUUUUUGAUUAAUGAAAAGUGGGAGUCAUUUGUGUGGUUGUUCAAUACUUUUUUGAAAUCUAUGAGAGACAAACAUCCUGUCACAUUAAUGACUGAUCAAGCUCAAGCAAUGGCCAAGGCAAUUAAGAUUGUCUUUCCAAACACUCGGCAUCGAUUAUGUACUUGGCAUAUUGGGGAGAAUGCAAAGAAAAACAUCAAAGGACUUAAAGCAAAGGAUGGUUUCAAUGACUUAUUUGAUAUUGUUUUAAAGUACACCGAUACUAUGGCAGAAUUUGAGCAUUAUUGGUCAAGCAUGACUCAAAAAUACAAUUGCAAGGAGAACAAAUGGCUUAGCAAUUUGUAUAAUAUUAGAGAGAUGUGGUGUCCUGCAUACUCGAAAGACUACUUUAGUGGUGGCAUUCUCUCAUCUCAAAGGAGUGAAACAACAAACAAAUCGGUUUCUCAUAGACUUCAUGUCACUCAUGGUCUUUGUGAUUUCUACAAUUCGUUCCUUGAGGUUGUUGAUGAGUGGAGGAGAAAAGAAAGCAGUAAAGAUUAUGAUAGUAUGACAGGUAAUCGACACUUAGUGUGGGCAGAUGUGGGAUUGUUAGAGCAUGCAAGAAAGGUUUAUACCAUUCAAGUCUAUCUACAAUUCGAGGAUAAUUUUGUGAAUGGUGUGCCUUGCACUGCAAAGGUAAUAGCAAUGCAACCUCCUCUUUAUGAAUAUCAUGUUGGGCAUCCCAAAAAAGAUUUGAUAAUGCAUACAGUUACUUUUGAUGAAUCAACGGUAACAGUUGAAUGUACCUGUAAGCACUUUGGCGAAGUGGGGCUACUAUGUAAGCACUCACUUCGUGUACUACACUUGAAUAACAUCACCUACAUUCCGAAACGAUAUAUUGUGAAGAGAUGGACAAAGGCCGCCAUGUGCACUAGGGUUGAUGACAAUGUUGUUGCUGAAUCAGGUAUCACUCCUUCUAAUGUUUGGAGAUUACAUUCUAUUAGGACCUUUAUUAGGCUUGUCGAUCGUGGGCAAAAUGACAUAACUACUCGAACUGUCAUUGAAGAAGCUAUUGAUGAUUGUACUAAUAGAAUCGAUCUAUUAUUGAGAAAGGAUGAAGAAGAAACCACACAAUGUUCAAACGUCAAUGAUGAAUCAGCUACACAAUAUAAUGGUGACGGCAACCUGUUGGAACCACAAGAUAAUUUAGAGGAGUGUGUUGAAAGAAUAGAUGUGGGUGAUCAAAAACAGGUUGUGGACGAUAUUGAUGUUAAGGACCCUGUUAAGAGAAGGAAGAAAGGACAAAGAAACACAAGACUAAAGAGCACUCAAGAAAAGAUAUGUAACAAGCUUAAAGGUCAAAAAAUCAAGUCAUGGAAAAAAAAGAGUGCUAGAGGGGUUUCUAAAAUGAAACAAAAGGCGCAAACUACAAUCAAGGGUAUACUGGACUCUAUGGCAGUACCUCAAGGAAAUAUUUUGGCGCAUUCAUCUGAAUUUGGAGGGUCCUUAGAGUACGUUGAGCCAGAUGAAUACUUUGGAAUAAAUAUUAGUCCUUUCUAA
This is a messenger RNA of Chenopodium quinoa (quinoa), 2295 nucleotides long. RefSeq names its product protein FAR1-RELATED SEQUENCE 9-like. The record is from RefSeq and is a predicted model, not a curated record. The coding region runs from base 1 to 2295 and encodes 764 amino acids. Gene Ontology annotation, molecular function: zinc ion binding. Gene Ontology annotation, biological process: regulation of DNA-templated transcription. The transcript is spliced from 7 exons. Lineage: Eukaryota; Viridiplantae; Streptophyta; Magnoliopsida; Caryophyllales; Amaranthaceae.